UGAAGGUACCAUGUUUUGUUUAUCCAUCGGUAAAUGUCAAGCCUUUCAGCUUUGGUCCCAGGGCUGAAUCCAGAGCCACACACGUAUUAGCUGCUCUGAAUGGCAGUGUAUGGGUGACUGACACAGCUUGCUGGCUUUAAUCUCUCUCUUUGUACCCCAUUUGUACCUGGUAUGUGAUUGUGCUAUUGUUGUGCUGAAUUGAGUUGAAUUGGAUAACAGACAGGAUCAGGCACCCCAGAGAUUGUGGCACACCCCAGUGACUCUGGACGGAACUAGUAAAGAUGGGGAAAGAGACUUAAGAAUAGUUCAUGGAAAACAAAAAAGAAUAGUUCAUGGAAAUAAAGGAACCUUCCAGCCGAAUGCCAGGGCCAGGGACAGACAGCCUUGCAGAUGGCCCCGCUCCCGGGGGCAGAGCUGGUCCAGACGCCUCUGCAGCUCUACCGAUACCUGCUGCGCUGUUGCCGACAGCUGCCCACCAAGGGCAUCCAGGAGCAUUACAGACAUGCUGUCAGGCAGAGUUUCCGGGUUCAUUCAGAUGAAGACAAUCCCGAGAGAAUCCAGCAGAUUAUUAAAAGAGCCAUUGAAGAUGCUGACUGGAUCAUGAACAAAUAUAAAAAGCAAAACUGAGACUCAAAGAGUGAAGCCGCCCUGAAGACCCUGAAGGUGAGAGGCCUCCCUGGAAGGAACCAGCAGCAGCAGCUCUGGACUCUCAUUGUCCUGCUGGUGGGGAGAGCAGGACACCGGGUGUGGGAGCAGCCGACGUUUGCUCCAAUGGCUCUUCUCAGGCUGCUUGUGUCCCCGGUGACCUCUAUGUUUGCUUUUCCAGGCGGUUAUGAUGUGAGAUUUUGGGAGAAUGUGUUUUUUCACUUUCCUCUGAAAGUGAUUCAUUUAUUCUGGACGUCAUUCUUUGAGACCCGAGUGGGCGUCCCCUCAGAUGGCGGCCUGUAAGGUGGACAGGGCAUGGGUGUCAGAACCAGACAGAUCUGGAUUUGAAUCCCAGCUCAGCGGCUUUUCAAGGGCGUUGACUUUGAGCUUGGUUUCCUCUCUUGUGAGAAUAAAUAAGAUGAAGUCAAAGAGCCUAACGCAGGACAUGGUACCUGGUGGUGCCAGUAGAUGACCCUCUGAGGAAGCCGCCCUCCCCGCCCCUCCUCUGCUCCCCAGGGCUCCGCGUAUCUCUCUCUAGCCCACGGCACGUUGGUUCGUUUGCUUGUGGACUUGUCCUGUCCCUACUCAUCGCCACUGUCCCCUUCCCCCAGGCCCCUGAGCCUUCACAGUUGCACUGCGCCCAGCAGUCUGCCAAGCAGCUGUGCUUCCCGCCCAGAGAAGCAGGUGCCUGGUCUUUGCCUUCAUGGGUCUCUGCCGUCAGAGUCCCCGAGUCCUGAGUGGUGAAAUGCAGCCUGCAUGAAACAAGGAGGAAUGCCAAGCACCUCCAGUAGUGCCCACGUGUUUAGGCUUCUGUGAACCUGCCAUCUGUCUUGACUGUCCCUUCCCUCCUUUGCCACCAUCUCAGAAGGAGGGGAGGAGGGAAGCCAGCAAGCAGUCCUGUGGAUUUUCACGAGCCUGAAAUUGGUGGAGAAAGACAGACCCAGAUCGCAUCGCAAUUCUGCUCAAAUUGUACUUGGGUAACUUACCUUGCCUCUUUCAGCCUCACUUUUCCCAUCUGUCCAAUGGGGUAAUGGCCGGACCUACCUCGAGAGCUGUGGUGAGGAAUAAUGAGGUCUAAUGCAUGCCAAGUGUCACCCAGAGCCUGGCAUGGGGAGCUGGCUGCAUGGGGAGCUGGCUGCACGGCCAGCCCGUGGUUACCAGCUACAACUAUUAGGGAGCCAUGCUUUGCAAGUGGGAGAUGGAAGCUCGGAGAGGUUGAGCCUCUUUUCAGGGUCACAAAGCCACUAAGCCAGGUCUGUCUGAAUCUACCAAACAGCACAGAUUUGGGAGGGAAAGGAGAGCAUCAGGGAAAGAGGGAAGGAAGGAGAACGGGAGGGACGGAGGGAGGAGGGAUAAGGAAGGAGGAGAGAAGCAGGGAAGGAUCAGGGGGAACUGGCCAGAGCAGGUGGAAACCAGAGGCCACACUGGGACUUGAGUACCCCCGAGGAUUCAGCCAGAGGGAUGAGCUAGCAUGUGUUUAUGUGCUGGCAAUUACAUGGCUUAAAGUGGCUCAGCUACAUCUAUGUGCAUUUGACUGAUCAGCAGACAGUGAAGUAAAUACAUCAAAUUGUGAAAGCUUGGUGUCUUCUUGCCACUUGUUGUUCCCUACUGUGUUCUAACUUUCAUACUAGGUGUUGUAGACAAAAAAGGGGCCACAUGCUAACCUGACAAGCUCAGGGAAGGCCUGAAUGGUGGUAUUACACACUCAAAGACCUAAAGUAACCACAAAGGAUGGUCUGAAAUGAAAACUUUAACUGCCCUUGUAGUUUGGCGCAGUGGAUAGAGCAUCUGCCUGUGGACAACAGGGUCCCAGGUUCGAUUCUGGUCAAGGACACGUACCUUGGUUGCAGGCUCCUCCCCAGCCUGGGCCCUGCUCGGGUGUGUGCAGGAGGCAACCAUUCAAUGUGUUAACCAUUCAAUGUGUUACUCUCACAUUGAUGUUUCUCUUUCUCUCUUCCACUCUCCCUAAAAAACUAAUGGAAAAAUAUCCUCAGGUGAGGAUUAACAGCAACAACAAAAGAAAAAAAAACAAAAAAGAAAGAAAGAAAAAAACCUUUUAACUAAAAGCAGUUAUAGUGGAUAGUCACGUCCUAGGCUGGUAUCUUCCCUGACAAAGGUCAAUCUUUACCUUAAGUAAGCCUGUUUGUUGUCAUUUGCAUCUAUGAUAACAUAUCAUUGGAAUGUCAGGGUAAUUUGUAAUUUCCCUUUUUCUGGACCCUUCAGGGCACAACCAAUGGGUCAGGGUGCCAGGACAGGAGACCACAAAUUCCUUCAUUGUUAUUGUUAUCUUGUUAAUUGUUGACUGUUAACCAUCCUGUACCCACCUAUGUAAAAGAAGUGUCUAUCAUUUUACUUUUUAUCCAACCCCAGAGGUUUGCCCGCUUUGCUUCCUCCCACCUCCCUAAUCUAUCACCAUGGAUUUCAUGUAACCCACUUAAGUAUUUCCCUUUGAUUAUAAUGAAUAAAACAAGGCGAAAACCACCAUUCUCCAGAGCAUUAUCCCAGUAUGUUGAGAUUCUGCUUCCUGGCAAUUGUCAACAGUUUGGCUCAAAUAAAUUCACAAAACUUCUU
Molecule: messenger RNA, 3216 nt
Organism: Myotis daubentonii (Daubenton's bat)
Lineage: Eukaryota; Metazoa; Chordata; Mammalia; Chiroptera; Vespertilionidae
Gene: LYRM9
Product: LYR motif containing 9
Source: RefSeq, a predicted model, not a curated record